Messenger RNA from Nanorana parkeri, 507 nucleotides. RefSeq names its product cystatin-like. The record is from RefSeq and is a predicted model, not a curated record. Gene Ontology annotation, molecular function: cysteine-type endopeptidase inhibitor activity. The coding region runs from base 94 to 483 and encodes 129 amino acids. The transcript is spliced from 3 exons. NCBI's taxonomy places the organism in Eukaryota, Metazoa, Chordata, Amphibia, Anura, Dicroglossidae.
AUCUGUUUUCGAAACAUUUGGACAGAGCAAUUUAGGAUUAGACUUGAAAGCUCAGAAAUAGACCUCGGAAAUAAGUGAAAAGAACCCCUCAAUAUGACAAUGUACUGGAAGGUAUGUGCAGUAGUCGCGUUGACUUUAUUUGCACUUGUAUUUGCACAGCAGAGAAAAAAAGUGGGCGGCUGGAGUGAAGUUAAAGAAGAUUCUUCUGGUGUCCAGAAUGCUCUGAAAUUUGCACAAGAGGAAUUCAACAGAAACAGCAACGAUGGAUACAUCAUGAACAUCAAAAGAACUAUAAAAAUUAUGAGGCAGAUUGUUGCUGGCACAAAAUAUAGAAUGGAAGUUGAAGUUGCUAUGAGCUCCUGUAAAGAUUUUGAUACAGAACAAUGCCCAGAUGAGAUGCAUCAAACAAAGAUAUGCAAAUUUGAAGUUCUGAUUGUUCCCUGGCAAAAUGUGAAAGAGCUAUGGAACAGUUCAUGCAAAUAGAGAAGAUUGAUCCCUGCAAUUAAC